Eucalyptus grandis is the source of this 2269-nucleotide messenger RNA. RefSeq names its product succinate dehydrogenase [ubiquinone] flavoprotein subunit 1, mitochondrial. Gene Ontology annotation, biological process: mitochondrial electron transport, succinate to ubiquinone; tricarboxylic acid cycle. The record is from RefSeq and is a predicted model, not a curated record. NCBI's taxonomy places the organism in Eukaryota, Viridiplantae, Streptophyta, Magnoliopsida, Myrtales, Myrtaceae. Gene Ontology annotation, molecular function: electron transfer activity; succinate dehydrogenase (quinone) activity; flavin adenine dinucleotide binding.
AUGUGGCGGUGCAUUGCUCGCGGCCUCCGCUCUCCUGCCUCCUCCGGCGGCGGCGGCGGCGGCGGCGGCUCCCUCCGAUCUCGCGUUUCCCGAUUCUUCUCCUCCGAAUCGUACACCAUAGUCGACCAUAAGUACGAUGCCGUCGUCGUAGGAGCUGGAGGCGCGGGGUUGAGAGCCGCCAUCGGACUUUCUGAACAUGGUUUCAACACGGCUUGUAUCACCAAGCUCUUUCCAACCCGGUCACAUACUGUUGCCGCUCAGGGUGGUAUAAAUGCUGCUCUGGGAAACAUGAGUGAAGAUGACUGGAGGUGGCACAUGUAUGAUACUGUUAAGGGGAGUGACUGGUUAGGUGAUCAAGACGCAAUUCAAUACAUGUGUAGAGAGGCACCAAAAGCAGUGAUUGAGCUUGAGAAUUAUGGCCUACCAUUUUCUCGAACUGAAGAUGGAAAAAUAUAUCAGCGUGCAUUUGGCGGCCAAAGCCUUGAUUUUGGAAAAGGUGGACAGGCUUAUCGUUGCGCAUGUGCAGCUGACAGAACUGGGCAUGCACUGUUGCACACCCUAUAUGGCCAAGCAAUGAAACAUAACACGCAGUUCUUCGUUGAAUAUUUUGCCUUGGAUCUAAUAAUGAACGGUGAUGGCAGUUGUCAAGGAGUGAUUGCUUUGAAUAUGGAGGAUGGGACACUACAUCGGUUCCAGGCCACUCAAACUAUUCUGGCCACAGGGGGCUAUGGUAGAGCAUACUUUUCUGCAACAUCAGCUCAUACAUGCACGGGAGAUGGCAAUGCUAUGGUUGCAAGGGCUGGAAUUCCCCUUGAAGAUUUAGAGUUUGUACAAUUUCACCCAACUGGAAUAUAUGGUGCCGGAUGCCUCGUAACUGAAGGUUCACGAGGAGAGGGUGGUAUCCUUCGUAACAAUGAGGGCGAAAGAUUUAUGGAACGGUAUGCCCCUACAGCCAAGGAUCUUGCGUCAAGAGAUGUUGUCUCAAGAUCAAUGACCAUGGAGAUACGCGAAGGCCGUGGUGUAGGACCACUUAAGGACCAUAUAUAUCUUCAUCUGAAUCAUUUACCUCCCGAAGUACUGAAGGAGAGACUUCCUGGUAUCUCUGAAACUGCUGCUAUCUUUGCUGGAGUGGACGUGACGAAAGAACCCAUCCCUGUCUUACCCACCGUGCAUUAUAACAUGGGUGGUAUACCCACUAACUAUCACGGAGAGGUUGUUACAAUCAAAGGCGAUGAUCCAGAUGCAGUUGUUCCUGGACUCAUGGCUGCUGGAGAGGCAGCCUGUGCAUCUGUUCAUGGUGCUAAUCGGCUUGGUGCAAAUUCUCUUCUUGAUAUUGUUGUAUUUGGGAGAGCUUGUGCUAACAGAGUUGCCGAAAUACAUAGGCCAGGGGAGAAACAAAAACCUUUGGAAAAGGAUGCUGCUGAGAAAACUAUCGCAUGGCUGGACAAGAUCAGAAUCAAUGGCUCACUUCCAACGUCUAAAAUUCGGUUAAAUAUGCAACGAGUUAUGCAAACCAAUGCUGCUGUCUUCCGUACCCAAGAAACUUUGGAAGAAGGUUGUAAGUUAAUCGACAAGGCGUGGGAAAGCUUCCAUGAUGUGCAAGUGAAGGACCGUAGUUUGAUAUGGAACUCAGACUUGAUUGAGACUCUGGAGUUGGAAAACCUUCUGAUAAAUGCCUGUAUCACCAUGCAUUCUGCUGAAGCCAGGAAAGAGAGCAGAGGAGCCCAUGCCCGUGAAGACUUCACGAAAAGAGAUGAUGAAAAAUGGAUGAAGCACACUUUGGGGUUCUGGGAGAAUGAGAAGGUUCGGCUAGAUUACAGACCAGUUCAUAUGAAUACGUUGGACGAUGAGAUCGAGUCAUUCCCACCAAAGGCUCGAGUGUACUAAUGAAGGCAACUAAGAUUUGGGUGGCGGAUGGUGGCCAGAGAAAUGUUCAUAUGGGCGAAUAACAUGCAACAUUAAUAGAUUGCAAUAAAUUGCUUGUGAUUCAGCACUUCAGCAACGACUGUUGCUUUCUACAGUUUUGCCAGAUUAAAUUUUGCAUUUGCUCAAGGGAGGCAAAUAUUUAUCUUUGGGGAUGGUCUGACAUGGGUAGUAUUGUAUUUCCCGUGUCCUUAACCCCUGGGGGUUUUUCCGCCUUAGUCAUCCGAAUCUCUCCCUAAUGUUAUUGUUGCAAGUUCGAAAUUGUGGGCCCAUGAAAAUAAGAAUUUGUACCUGGUAAGUUAAGAAUGCCCAUUUGCAAAGUAAAAAGGUGCACUUUCGGGAUGUA